AUGAAGUCAUUUUAUCUGCAUGCCAAAUAUCAGAAAUGUUUCAUAAAUAAAAAUACUGAAGGUGAUACGUACUUCCGUAUUGCACAGGUUCUCGUUCUAGCCGCCUUCGUGGUCGGUAUCUUUGGUAGUUCACUCUCAUCCUACACCCCCGCACCAUCCAAUAAUGCCCCUGCUCCCAUAGGACCAGCUCAGUACGAUUUCAACUAUGCAUUGAAUCAUGAUUACUCCAAUAACGACUUCGGCCAUCAAGAAAAUCAUAAUGGAUACAACACUCAAGGAGCUUAUUUUGCACUGUUUCCCGACGGUCGUGUACAGAGGGUAUCGUACACCGUAAACGGCGACUCAGGAUACGUGGCCCAAGUUACUUACGAGGGAGAGGCCCAAUACGGUGUCCCAAGACCUUCCACCUCUUACCAGCCUGUUCCUACUUAUACUUAA
Penaeus indicus is the source of this 438-nucleotide messenger RNA. Its product is annotated as cuticle protein 8-like. The transcript has 3 exons. Lineage: Eukaryota; Metazoa; Arthropoda; Malacostraca; Decapoda; Penaeidae. The record is from RefSeq and is a predicted model, not a curated record. Gene Ontology annotation, cellular component: extracellular matrix. Bases 1 to 438 code for a protein of 145 amino acids.